Molecule: messenger RNA, 2286 nt
Organism: Ramularia collo-cygni
Lineage: Eukaryota; Fungi; Ascomycota; Dothideomycetes; Mycosphaerellales; Mycosphaerellaceae
Exons: 1
Coding region: 1-2286 (761 amino acids)
Molecular function (GO): protein binding
Source: RefSeq, a predicted model, not a curated record
AUGGCGGACGUCUACUAUUUCAACAGUCCGCGCAAAUUUGCCACCGUCGCAAAGUAUCGUCCGUCGUUGAGGUGUAAGCCCAAGCCGAGAAGCGCCAAAAAGCGACGACCCGAGGAUAUUAACGACAUGUUCACACAACGGACAUGUGUAGCUCGCAUUGACGAGCAACUGUUCUGCACCAACACAUCAAGUCUGUUUGUCCCGGGAAGUUUGACAUGUGCUGCAUCGUUUGACGCACAAACACCUACGACGGCAAGACCGACUUACGACUCUGAAGACGCCUCUGAUGAAGAAGAUGAUGAUGAAGAAGAACAAGAAGAAGAGGAAGACGAAGAACAAGACGAAGACGACGAAACUGGUGGGGUACCAAUCGUAUCUUCGAAUGAUUGUAACGACGACAUGAUUGUUGACCAAGUGCUUAAUGAACAUAUUUUACCCGGUUUGCCCGAUGGAAGGUCUCGGUCAGACAUAGGACCUGCACCGGCCAAUGUUUCUUUCUUAUCAAGGACUUACCAUCCAAGGCCAGAGUCGAGAGAGAUGUGGGAGGAGGAAGAUGGACGCAGAAUGCGCUUGGCUUUGGAUGGCGACGGACCUCAGGAAGUGCCUCAAUUUGAAAUGCCAUUUCAAGCCAGCAACCAUCAGGAUGUGGACCAGGAUCCCACGGUGCUUUCUCGUCCAUCCACGAGAACUGCCUCCAUUUCAAGCUCAGCACCAAGCCUUCGCUUUCCGUCACGACGUCCGUCUCGCGAUGCACUAUCAUUGCUUGGCGCGUCUUCAAUCUCGUAUAUACCCAGUGCGAGCGAGAUUGAGUCCGCGCGCCAGCUUGUUGAGAGCCGCAAUUUACAGGAUACGCCACUGGACGAUGAAAACCUCGCUGUUGAUGACCCACAGCGGGCCUACGACGUUGCCGACUUCGUAGACAAUUGGCGUCUGCGUGCGCUUCGGGAUAGGCGCCUACCAAGUUUCCAGUCGGGAUCUCAGCCCUCAAUGCGCCAUCGAUCAGCUCCUGAGCAAAUCACCAGGAGAGACAUGGUCUCGAGCGAUGUUGAUAUGCAAGGCAUCCGGUGGCAGCCUGAGGGCACAUCUAGAGAUCAGGCUGCUGCUGCCCGAGCUAUGUUACAUCCUUCUGGGUCGGGAGCUGUCAGAAUGGCACAUCGAAAAGGAGCCGAUGUUCCUGUUGGUAGCGAAGACGAGCGGCACUACCAAUUCCGCGCAUUCGUGCCGGAACAUCGAGCCAAAUUCAACCAUUACCAACUGCGCAAUGCUUUKGCAGCUAGCAGUCGGAACGAUAUAUUCUACUCCACAGGCAGCAAAGUUAUGCGUGCAUCGCUAGCUUGUCCAACGCUUAGUGAGACCGUGAUGGACCUGCCUAGACCUUGCCAGCGGGCUGGAGGGUUCCGUGUCACUUGUCUAUCUGCUUCUUCUCGCUCUUCUAUAUCGCCCCAUCAAGCAGACACAGUACUAUUCGCUGGUGGCUUCAAUGGAGAGUACGCAAUACGAAACCUGAGCAGUAAUGACAGAACCCACACCGAAGGCGAAGUCACUUCUUGCUACAACGGACUCGUUACCCAUAUCCACAAUUACGCGGACCGGCGUUCAGGCCUACUAAAGGCAGCUUUCUGCUCCAACGACCGCAAGUUGCGCUUGAUGGAUGUGCGCAGUCUCGAGUUUACCAACACAUUCUCCUACGACUACUCCAUCAACUGCUCUGCCACUUCUGCAGAUGGUCGCUUGCGAGCGCUGGUUGGCGAUAGUCUCGAGACCUUGAUCACAGAUGCCGAGCAGGGUAAAACGCUAUUCGCUCUUCGGGAACACGCCGACCAUGGCUUUGCAUGCGCGUGGUCACUUGACGGCCGUAAUGUGGCUACAGGAGCUCAGGAUGGCAAAGUUGUCGUUUGGGACACUCGGAACUGGUCGACCCCAGUGAACACACUUCCUAGCUCCAUGUCGUGCGUGAGAUCGCUGAACUUCACUGACACUGGCGCAUUGGUUGUUGCGGAGAAUGACGAUGUCGUCAGAGUGUAUGACGGCGGUAGCUUUGCCAAGUUCCAGGAGAUCCGCUUCUUUGGCUCCAUUGCUGGUGUGGCGCUCAUGGACGGAGGUGCCGAAAUUGCUAUUGCCAAUGCAGACAAUACCGUUGGUGGCUUGAUGUCCUUUGAGAGGUCACCGCAGGGGAUGAACAACGGGAGCUACGGAAUGCUGAUCCCGGGUGGUGUCUGUAGGGGAGGAUGGAGGCGGAGAAAGGGGAGGGAUGAGGUGAACUUGAUGUCUGAUGCAGUUGUAUAG